Messenger RNA from Stylonychia lemnae, 1098 nucleotides. Lineage: Eukaryota; Ciliophora; Spirotrichea; Sporadotrichida; Oxytrichidae. The record is from the annotation of a GenBank genome assembly.
AUGGUAGAUUGGAACGGACUUUUUAAAUGGUCAAUAAACCAUCAAGAUGGAACUAAACCAUCAAGUUUCAAAGUGAUGUCAAAGGAGGAUAGAGACUGGCUUGAAUCAGCCUUGAAAGAAUUCACCUUUAAUGAUGUAGACAGAAUGAGGGAAAUUUGUAAAGACCUCGGAGAAAAUCACUAAACUAUGUCAUAAGAAAUUUUACUUGAUCAUUUGGAGGAGAUACUUGAAUUAGUCGAACUACAUCCAAGAAGUGGUCUUAAUCUGUGUCUUUGCGGGGGAAUGAAGAUUGUUAUGGAAAUUAUGUUUGAUAGCAAAGAUAAAGAAGCUAGGAAAUUAGCUUGCUCAAUUUUCUCAUUCUGUGUAUAAAAUAGCAAGGAAGUGCAAACAAUUGUGCAAAAGUUAGGUGCUCUUAACUUAAUGCAUCAAUACAUCAGAGAAGAACUGCAAUCUAACAAAGAAGCAGUGAUUGGUGCUCUAAGCCAAUAUCUCAAAGGGGAGAAUUUCUCAGGCAAAAUGGAGUUCAUUAACGAUCAGUCUGGACUUUCAUUUAUUAAGGAAGCUUUAUUAGCUUGUCCUUAAGACUAAUAUAGACAUUCCAAGAAAUUCCUUUGGGUUAUUUACGAUUUCUUGCUCUCAGAUGACUAAUUAAAUAUAGAAAAUAACCCCACCUUCAUAAGAUAAUAUCUGUCAGAUGACUAGAUUCUCAUAUCAAGACUAAUUGAGCUUUUGACCUUAGAUUCUUAGAGUCAGGAGAACAUAUUUAAUCAUUAGCUUCAUGAGAGAAGGGAUGUGAUACUUAAAAUAUUACAAUACUUAGUCAACUAAUAAAAGGAAUAACUGCUUACUUAAAUCUAGCCAACUCUUAAUAAACUUGAUCAGGAGUUGAAGAAAGGAUUACUCUCUCAAGAUCAGAGUAAAAUAGAAUAUUUGGAAUUGCUGGAACGAGAAUUAACUUUGAUAAAAGAAGUGGAAUUAGCACCAUCAAAAAAAAUCAAGUCCAAUUAUGAAGAAAUAGAAUUUAAGCCCGUAAUACAUCUUAAAGACAAUGAGGAAGAAAAGAAGGAGGAAUAAAAACCACUAGCUUUAGGCUUUUGA